UUUGUGUAUAUGCACAUGCAGAAGAUAAAAGUUGUUUGUAGAUGUGGCAAAACGCACAGCGCAUUACCCAAACUUUCAUCAAUUCUCUCCCAAAUGGGAAAUGAAAAAUCUUUGCCUGCACCAUUCAUAUUCAUAGCCUUCCUAGUUUUGAUGUUAUUCCAUCAAGCUAGCUUUGCAAAGCAAAGCCAUCACUGUCCUCCUUCUUACUGCGGAAAUAUCACAAACAUAAGCCACCCUUUUCGACUCAGAACCGAUCCACCAAACUGCGGGGACAAAAGGUACAAUCUUUCUUGCGAGAACAAUCUUACUGUAUUGUACUUGUAUUCAGGAAAAUACUAUGUUCAAGCAAUCAAUUACAACAACUACACCAUUCGAGUAGUGGAUUCAUAUAUUGAAAAGGGUAAUUGCUCCUCUCUGCCUCGUUACUCUUUGACCUCUUAUAACUUCAGUUAUUAUUCAGAUCCAUAUUCACUUCGUAGCAAAGUAAGAAAAAGUAAGAAAGAUCCACACUGUUGCUCUAUCACUUUCGGAGACUCUAACUUUCUUGAAGUGCCAAAAUCCAGUGAAAUCUACUCUUUAUGUACCCACUGUUCCAUGCAUUAACAAUACUAGUAGUAGUACAACAAAUGCUAGUGCUGGUAUGAAUAUGAUCCAAUCGAAAUGGAAAUAUUCUUAUGUUAAGUUUGGAAAGAUGAAUGUUUCAGAAUUAAUGGAUCUUUGUCAGAUAGAGCUGAUGUUUAUGAUAAGUAGUAGUUCAUGGCAACGAAAGGAAAACAGCAAUGUUAUCUCCUCCUACUCAGAACUUUACAGUGAACUUGUACAUGGGUUUGAGCUUUCAUGGCUCCAAAGUUAUGCUUCACGAUCAAUUGAUAUGGGAACUUGCGACAUACUCAAGGACUCCAACAAGGUCCAUUGUGCAUCUUGUGGUGAUUGGUGGGGACUCAUAAAUGGACAUUGCGGUUCUUGGGUUACGAUUCUAUUUUAUGUUGAAUAUUCAGUAGAAUUAUGCGCCCAGUACACCGUAUUGGCAGUAUGUGCGUGGACAAUAUUAAAAUUCAUAUUCGGAACUCCAUGUGUGGCCGCUUUUGUUAUCUACAAAUGGCGAAAGCGACAUCAAUCAAUGUAUGACGUCAUUGAAGAAUUCCUAGAAACUCACAAUAAUCUCAUGCCUAUAAGGUACUCAUACUCAGAAAUUAAAAAGAUGACAAACGGUUUCAAAGACAAAUUAGGUGAAGGAGGUUUUGGUUCUGUAUAUAAAGGAAAGCUUCGCAGUGGAAAUCUUGUAGCAAUCAAAAUGCUAGGUAAAUCUAAGGCUAAUGGCCAAGAUUUUAUUAACGAAGUUGCCACAAUUGGGAGGAUCCAUCAUGUUAAUGUGGUGCAAUUGGUUGGUUUCUGUGUUGAGGGACCAAAACGUGCUCUUAUAUAUGAUUUCAUGUCUAAUGGGUCCCUAGAUAAAUACAUUUUUUCACAAGGAGAAAACUCCUUAGAUUGCAAGAAAAUGUAUGAAAUUUCACUUGGUAUAGCUUGUGGUAUUGAAUAUCUUCAUCAAGGAUGCAACAUGCAAAUUCUGCAUUUUGAUAUUAAGCCACACAAUAUUCUUUUGGAUGAGAAUUUUGUCCCAAAAGUUUCUGACUUUGGACUUGCAAGAUUAUGCCCAUUAGACAACAGCGUUGUGUCUCUAACUGCAGCACGAGGUACCAUAGGAUACAUAGCUCCAGAGUUAUUUUACAAAAACAUUGGAAGAAUUUCGUACAAAGCUGAUGUUUAUAGUUUUGGAAUGUUGUUAAUGGAAAUGGCAAGUAGAAGGAAGAAUUCGAGCUCAGGUGCAGAGCAUACAAGUCAAGUCUACUUUCCUUCUUGGGUCUAUGACCAAUUGGACGAAGGAAAGGACUUAGAAAUGGAAGAUGCAACAGAUGAUGAAUUAAAAAUAAGAAAGAAGAUGAUUCUAGUAGCAUUAUGGUGCAUACAAAUGAAGCCAAGUGAUCGACCUUCCAUGAACAAAGUUAGAGAAAUGCUUGAAGGAGAAAUUGAAUGCCUAAAAAUGCCUCAAAGGCCAUUUCUUUGUGCAGAAAAGAAGUCUGCAGAGGAUUCUAAGGAGAAUUCAAACUCAAAAUACUCAUCCACAACAUCAGAUUAUGAAUCUGAAGAGGACAGUCUGCUUUUGAAUGCAAAUUAAAACAUUUAUAAUAAUAGUUAGUUUGUGAAUGUAAAAGGGAAGCAUACGUUCCCCAAAUUUAAUCAAUUAGUGAAACUAGUCUUGCAUCUUUUGUAUUGACCAAGGUAAAUGUACUAUCUUUUUAUCUCUGUAAAAACUGAUAAUGAUAAAAGUUUGGUUUGUAGAA
Molecule: messenger RNA, 2342 nt
Organism: Ziziphus jujuba (common jujube)
Lineage: Eukaryota; Viridiplantae; Streptophyta; Magnoliopsida; Rosales; Rhamnaceae
Product: rust resistance kinase Lr10
Exons: 4
Coding region: 641-2176 (511 amino acids)
Biological process (GO): protein phosphorylation
Molecular function (GO): protein kinase activity; ATP binding
Source: RefSeq, a predicted model, not a curated record